AUGGACGAAUGCCGGAGAUUGGCCCAGGAGGGAGAAGAAGAAAUAAAGAGAGGCAACACCCAAGAAGGUAAUAUUGUUUUUUCAGUUUUACAGAUUUUAGGUAUUCAACUCCUCCAAAAUGCUCUUGCCCAUGGAACUCAGGACACUCUUUUGUUGUCAGCCAUUUAUUCUCAGCUUGGAAAUGGCUAUUAUGCUAUUCGGGACUUUGAUUCUGCUUGUAAAUAUCAUGCUAAUGAUCUCUUGUUAUCUCAGUAAGAUUUUAUUUUAUUUACCAUUUUGUUUUCGAUUUAAGAUUUAUUGAUUGUAAUUUUAGUGUACAUAACGACCCGGUUAUGGAAAUUAAGACAUUAUGCAAUAUGGCCCAUUCCUUGGCCAUGAAUGGGAAGGUGGAUGAGGCCAUCGAAAAUGCCAAAACUGUGAUUGAGACCUCGGAGAACAUCCCUGACAUGGUAAGUAAUGUUGUAUUCUUUAUUUUUUCUUUUAAUUUUAGGCUGUGUACGAAUGUCGAGGCUAUUAUGCCCUUGGAUUCUCUUGCUUCCAAAAGUUUUUGAUUGAUUCAGCAAGACUUGGAUUUAACGAUGAAGGAGUGAUCAACACCAUCAAAGGAGCCAUCGACGCCUAUGAACAAUGUCUCAAAAAGAGUGCCGAUGGCAAUGGGAAGAUUUUGUCUGGAUGUUCCGUGGUCAGAAGCCUUACUUUAGGGAAUUUAGGUAUUAGUUAUUACCAUUUGGGGCAAUUCACAAAAGCGAAACAAUUUUAUGAAAUGGUAAGUUUUAUGCUUAUGUUUUCGUCAGUUCCUAUUGAUGUUAUUUGGUUUGUUUUAGAGACUAGAAACUGCCAAAAGUGUUGGUGAUCGGUCAGCGCAGCUCCGAACCUACACGAAUUUGGGUAACACUUGCGUCCAACUGGGAGAAUACGAAGGUGCCGUUAUCUAUUACAGGUACAGUCAUCACAUUUCAGAAGCCGGUUUUCUUAACCAACUAAUUACGAACUGUUUCUUUUUAGCCGAGCCUUGACAAUUGCCAAUCGAGACAAGAAAAGAGAUCAUGCCGCCCAAUUGUAUUUCAACCUUGGGUCAACAGCAGCCCUUCAAGGCAGUUUCAAAGAAGGUGAGUAUUGCAUUUAUAGUAGCCGAAGGGUUCGACUUGUCUUUGCUAAUUGCAAAACUCUUGUGUUUUGUGAUAUUUUUCUCAUGAUUUAUGUGGAUAGGUACAAAUUUUCUUGAGAAUGCCCUUUUGUAUGCAAGUUGUUGUGUGCAUCCUUUUUGUCACUGCUAAUUAUUUGGGAUCCCAGUUUUAUGGGUCCAGUUGACGAUAUUACGUUUAAUGUUUGGUAGUGAUUCGACCCCGAGACUCGUUGUUCUUAAUGGCCAUACCUUCGGUGGAGGGUUGGACAUCACGGGAGGGGGACAUCACCUUCCGCGAAGAGCAAUUAGGAUCUAUUUAUGGCCGUUAAUUACCGGCCCUUUGAAAUAAGAUUGGCCAAACUUUGGGAAUGCCGGAUUCCAUUCUUCGAAUCCCGUUUUUUGGAGAGGUUAUAGUAAAGUAGUUGUGCAAUUUGUUUCUUUUUGUACGUGAAGGCACGGUUGGGUGUGUGUAGAAUACAAAACUGCACUCAAUGGUCAGGCGAUUAUCUGAGCAUAUGUUAUUCGUCUAGAUAGAGCAUAUAAAAAUAAAAGCCUGAGGGAUUUUGAGGGCCGUGUUUGCUCUCCGGGUAGAUAGGUUAACAUUUAUUUUUAUGAGAACACUUUGGAAGGCCGGGAACGCCCGCCAAAAACCGAAGUCUAAACCUUUUAUUAUAAAGUCUGAGAGUCCCGGCCUGUUUGGAAUAUCGUUUUCAUUGGAUAUUCAUUCAUUCCUGUUGUAUAUUUUGUCUCACGGUUGACGUCAAUGAGAGCUUGGCUGGGAAUGACAAGUGUUGGAAAUUGACUGAUGCGGUUCCCUUUCUCCGUUGGGUUGUGGAUAUUGGUGAUGUUCGUAUUUGGGCAUAUCCCAUGUUUAUUUACCCGUUUUUUCACUUAAAAAUUGUUUUCCAAAUCCUCGGUCGAACUCUUUUUUGGACGUCUUAUUUUGCGAGAUGUUCUGAUGCGCUGUUUUCAGCCUUUUCAUAUCAUUUGUCACACUUGGAGUUGGCCAAGGCCCUAAGAGAUGUGGCUGGAGAGUGCCGUGCCUAUCUAAAUCUAGCCAAUUGUUUGGAGAACUUGGACCAACUCAAGAAAUCCCUUUACUUUCUCGCGUUCUACUGGAAUCUUGCGUACAAGGUGGGUGAUUUGUGAAUUUUACAAGGAAAGUACUUCUGUGGGGUAUGGAGUUACAGGUCGAGUCGUAUAUCAAAAAAAUCGCAAAAUUUUUCUGAUUCAGAAUAUGUAAAAAUUAGCUGCCUAAUUUUCGUUUGUAAGGGUGAAAAAACCCUCGGAACUUUUCUCGAAACACCACGCAAAUGUCUUUUUGACCAAGUUUUUACCAAAUCAAAAGCUUGUUUUUGAGUUAGAGUAAACUCUGGUAUCUUUACACGCCGCAAAAUAUCAAAUUUAAUUUAUACUACACUUUAAUUAGUAGUUCUAAUGUGAAAAAGGCGCAUUUUCAUGGUGUUGCGAGAAAAGUUCUGAGGAUUUUUUCACCCUUACAAACCAAAAUUAGGCAGCUAAUUUUUACAUAUUCUGAAUCAGAAAAAUUUCGCGAAUUUUUUGAUGUAUGACUCGACCUGUAACUCCAUACCCCAUAGAAGUACUUUCCUCGUUAGAAGUGGCGAUGGGUUAUUGGGAAAUGAAUAAAAAAAGUUAUUUGGAUUACUUGGAACAAGGUCUCAAGAAGUCAGAGGGCCCAUACUCCCCGAUUUUCUUGAAAUCUGAAAGAAAUUUGUUUCCGUGAUUAAACAAUCAUCGUUAAUAGAAUCCCCCAUCUCCCUGGAAUCCGAGUAAUCUAAUUUGGCAUGUUUUCCGUUUUUGUUUCUCCCAGGCGCCCCGGAAUUAAAGUUUAUUUUUAAAGAGUAGGAUUCCUUAAACAGGAAGAUUGCAAGCCCUAGAUUGCACUUGGUUGGGGACUAAUUGGCGGUGGGGAAGACGAUAGAGACGUCAUCCUCUCGCCAUCGCCCUCCUUACCCCCGGUUUACCUACUCAUUUACCUCAACUCGUGACGUCGAAUGAAGUAAUCCCCAGCGGGAUAUUAACGUUAGUCUCAAUCUGUUUGAGGUCAGUGUUUAGAAGGACGUCACUACCAUUGACUGCAAUAAUAUAUAGUGAAAGACUGGCUUGUAGUGCUUUGUGUACUUGUUGGUACGAAAACAAUACAAUCGGGAUGGGCGAUACUAAGCUUGCCAUGGCUAUAAGUGAAAAUUUUUUGAUGUUUUUGUUCGACUUUCUUUUUAUACUUUUUAGUCCCGAAUUCUCCAAUACUCGGCGGGUUUUGUUCGUUGUGGACACAAAAAGUGUUUAAAUAAUCUGAUUUAUUCCAGCUAAACGAACAGCCUUUAAUCGAGAAGGCACGCGACGCUGCAGAACAGAUGGUACAGCGCCAUCCUCAAGAAUUAGUGGACAAAGACGACUUCGUGCAAGUUGAGGACUGUUCUGAUCUGUUCGCCGUGAAGGACGCCAUGGAAGGAAGCUCGAAGAGCUCGCAUUGUUUCAAAUUAUCCAACCUUUCCGAGUCGUUGGAAAGUUUUAUCGUCGAUUGUUCCAAAAAAAGAAGGAAUUCGACGCCAAAAAGAAGUCGAAUCUAUGAAGUUGGAGAGCCCUCGAAUCCAGAACUGGCAGAUUGUGGAAUCCAAAGGAAUCCUGUGGUUGUUCGAAGCACAAAGAGCUCGCCUGCUGAUGAUAAUGUAAGUCGGAAUAAAAAGAAUUCGGGGAUCUUUGGGACAGUCUUUAUUGUCGAGAUAACUUUUUUUCUUUCUUGGAGUUAUAAUUUGAUUUCAGGACGAAGCCUUUUUUGAUCGGAUUUCGAGGUUCCAAUCCAAACAAUAUGAUGAUCAGAGAUGUGAUAUUGACAUUUUGAAGGAUCGAACCAACGAAGGAAGACAGGGAGAUACCAUGAACAAGAUGGGUAUGUUUGAAGUUUCUUUUGGCCAUUGAAUUCUUUGUUGUGCCCUUUAUGUAUUCCUUUAACGUUUUUCUUCUUUAACUUUUUGUACAUUGUGUUGUAAUUGCUUGUGUUAUGUUAUUGUAGACACCCUGGAAACGUCGGCAAGGAAAUCGUUUUCUGGGAAAUUUAAGACGAUAGCUAGGAAAUUCAAGAACUCCAAUUCAAAGAUUUCCAAAUCGUUUUCUCGACCUAACAAUUUCAAGAAGUCGGGCAGUCUGAGCAGAGAUGCGGAUACAAAUUCUCUGUUUGGCACAGCUUCAGUUGGCCCGAGAUGUGAUGACAGGUCCUCCAGACACAGCGCCAUCGACUUUACGAGUGUUGGGAGUGGAGAUUUAUCGCUGGAGUAUCAUGCAAAUGAAGAUCCAACGAUACCAUUGGGAUCAACUGGGAAAAUGGAAUCAGUCUCGGAACGUACAACCGAGAGUCUGCAGGAAAAUGUCUUCGGGAAUGAAGACAGCGCCCUAGAAGACCGUUUUCGUUUCUUGCGCAGUAAUAUUUUCUUCUGUGUUUUGUUGUUCUUCUUUUACUUGUUGUUAUUCUGUGUUUUAAAAUGGUAAUUUAUUGUGUGUAUUUUCAGAAAAUCCGGAGGAUAUCCUCGAUCUGAUAAUGAAUAUGCAAGGCCGACGAAUGGACGAACAAAGAGCGGAUCCGAUUCUUCCAGGACUCUCGGGACGGGACGAAUAUCUGAAGUCUCUGUAAGUUUGAAUUGGUCAUUAAGUCUGGCCUGAAUAUAGUCUACAACGUUAAUUGAGGUCAUAUGUUGGCAAACUGUUUCCCAAUUUUGAAUAGAAGGGAUUUCGGUCACCACUUUUUUUAAAUGUCACAGUAUACUUUUACGCAAUGAUUUCAAAAGAAUUGCUUCUAAAAUUAGACAUGGAUUUGGAGAUGAUUUGUGUGCGAAUACAGCAUAGAAAUUAGUAGUAAUUAUAGUGAUAGAGAGGAGAAAGAAUAGCAAAAGGUAUUAAAUAUUUAUGUGUAUGAGGAAGUGAUGUGGGUCUAGUAUUACCGGGUCUAUUCUAAUAACCGCGGACAACCCCGCGCGAAAGAGGACGACAUCACCAUCGACACCAUGAGUGAUGGAAUCAUUGAGGUCAUUCCGGGUGCAUUCCUUGCAACAAACGCCAUCCCCGGAUGAUAUCACUGCAGACAUGUCCAUGUCUUCUCUUCUUCCUUUCACCGGUAACCAUCUCACCUGGGGCGGGACUUUGGAUAAUCCGGGUAAUUGCACGGGUACUUAAUCAGAACGGACCGAGGCCGGGGGACAGUGUAGGAGUGUUUACUGGGCCGCUAAAUACCUUCCUUAAUAUCGGUGGUCACAAUUCGGAUCUGUACUUAAUUCCGUUUUUUUCAAGAUUACCUAACUCUUAAUUACUGGUACCACUAUUACCUAUAACUCAUUAAGUCAAUUAUGUCUAUCUGCACGGGCAGUUGGAAGCAGAAUCCUUCUUUCAGUUCGGAGCAAAACGAUGGAGCUAUGUCGGAGCGAUUGUACGAGAUCAUUAUGGAGCGGCAGUCCCAUCGACUGGAUGAUCAACGUUCUGAGUUGGGAGGUCGACCGAAAUCCUGCUCCGAUCUCCCCGAACUUCCCCAUGACAUGUCCGAAUUGGUGAUCACCAUGUCGUCGAGACGAUUGGAGGAUCAAAGAGCAAGUCUCAAUCCCCUGAAACUAUCUGAUUCCAAUCUGAAUUCCACUGGCGACAAUCCCCCUGUCCGAUGCGCUUCUGCUUCGGCCACCAUCAACUAA
This is a messenger RNA of Bursaphelenchus xylophilus (pine wood nematode), 5820 nucleotides long. The record is from the annotation of a GenBank genome assembly. Lineage: Eukaryota; Metazoa; Nematoda; Chromadorea; Rhabditida; Aphelenchoididae.